AAACACUCAAAGAUUUUGUUGAAACAAAAGAAAUAAAAUAAUGGCAUAUUAUUCUUUAAAAAAUAAGCAUAAUAAAGGAAACUCAGUGUUUUCUCCAUACUAUAUAUACAAUCUCUCUUAGUUCAAACUUAAUUCAAUCUUAAGUCAAGCAAGCAAUAACCUUUCUAUUUCUUCCAAAACACUCCACUCAGACAUUUCAACAAACAUCUAUGGCUGAAUCCACAUCCUCGCCAGCUCAACUCGUCCAAAAUCUCGUCGGAGACUUCUACUCAAGAAGGCUACUCCUAAUUCACAACCCGCUCAAUCCUUCUCCGGCAACGGCGGGGGCUGCGGCCACUCCUCCUUCGGCCUUUCCCGGCCAUGAUUCAUCGGAGCAAUAUCCCGGAGACAGCAGCUUCGACGCAAAUGUCGUCAUGGUCCUCUCAGUUCUCCUCUGCGCAUUAAUCUGUUCACUCGGACUAAACUCCAUAAUUCGCUGCGCAUUAAGGUGCUCCAGCUUCGUGGCCUCGUCCGAUUCUAGAUCGAGUCCUGUUUCGGCUCAAUUGGCCACCAACACCGGAGUUAAGAAAAAGGCCUUGAAGACUUUCCCAACCGUGAGCUACUCUUCGGAUCUGAAUCUCCCAGGACUUGAUACUGAGUGUGCCAUCUGCUUAUCGGACUUCGCCACUGGCGAGCGUGUUCGUCUUCUACCUAAAUGCAACCAUGGAUUUCACAUCAAAUGCAUCGAUAAAUGGCUCAAUUCUCACUCUUCUUGCCCUAAAUGUCGACACAAUCUUCUCGAGACUUGCCAGAAGAUCGUAGGCGUCGUUGAAAACCCACAAGCGAACCCUUCGGUAUCGCUUCCGUCACCGCCACCGGCGGUUCAAGAAGUAGUCAUUAGGGUUUCGCCGCUAGAACCCGAAGGUCCCGUUCGUAGUUACUGAGUUCAAAGAAAGUAACUAAAAAACUGGAAAUUCUUUAAGUUGGUCUGUUGUUCGGACAAAUUUGCCCCUGAGCUAGCUAGCUUUAUCCUUACGUGGAUGAAAAAACAAAACAAAAAAUUGUAGUUCUUAGUUGUGUAAAUUGUAUAUAAUUAUUAUUCUCCAAAAAUAGAAUGUGACAGCUUAAUUAAUUGUUC
Molecule: messenger RNA, 1117 nt
Organism: Cannabis sativa
Lineage: Eukaryota; Viridiplantae; Streptophyta; Magnoliopsida; Rosales; Cannabaceae
Product: RING-H2 finger protein ATL78
Exons: 1
Coding region: 210-923 (237 amino acids)
Biological process (GO): protein ubiquitination
Molecular function (GO): transferase activity
Source: RefSeq, a predicted model, not a curated record